AUGCCUCCUCGAAUACCCGUCGCACCGCGACUAGGCGUCGCCAAGCUAUGUCUUCGGCCAGCUCCUGCGGUGUCCAGUUAUCCCAUCUCCUGGACGGCCAAUGUUGCAACUAUGGCACAGCGGAGAAAGCAUAAAGACCCAUAUGCAUUGGCCCAGGCAAAGCAAAGGAAAGAUGCGAACAUGGCACGGCAAGAAAUCCUCCGGAAGGAGAGAAAGGAAGCAUUAGGGGACCCGGUCCGCGGAAUCUCAACGCCAUUCCUCGAAUCGUUCGAUAAUGUAGGGGGCUCAACAACCAUCCUCGAUGUCACAUCCAGUUCUUCAUCCAAAGAGGGGACUCAAAUCAAGACCGCUGAUGAUGUCCUCCUGAAUCAUUUCCUGAAGCCAUCCGAACUCGAAGAAUCUAUCAAACACUCCUAUGCCCUGAGCGAGCCUGUACCAGCCUCAAUAAGAGAUUUCCAGGAUCCAAUGCUCGAGGAAGAAGACAAGAAGAAGCAUAUAGAGGGCCAUGCGAGGGCCACAGCGGCGUUGGCUAGAAUUGUUAGUCUGGCGAAUGCAAGUCAGAAGGAUAAGACCAGGGCCAAUAUCAGGCGUUGUAUAGAGACAUUCGGUCGCCACAAGACCGAUUUGACCUUGAGACCGCGAGCACCGCUGAAUCCGGAACACCAGGAUGGCAACUCGCAAAUGCCAGAGAAGACUCCAAGAGCUGGCCCAGAUACUGGAAGCUCAGAGGUUCAGAUAGCGAUCUUGACCGCGAAGAUCAGAGUUCUGGCGAACCAGUUGGAGAUGCCUCGUGGUAAAAAGGAUAAGAUCAAUAAGAGGAAUUUAAGGGUAUUGGUUCACAAGAGGCAGAAAUUGCUCAAGUAUCUACGGAGGAAGGAGCGUGGCAGUGAUCGAUGGCGGCAUCUGGUCGAAACAUUGGGAUUGACUGAAGGAACUUGGAAGGGCGAGAUCAGUUUGUAA
Molecule: messenger RNA, 960 nt
Organism: Amorphotheca resinae ATCC 22711
Lineage: Eukaryota; Fungi; Ascomycota; Leotiomycetes; Helotiales; Amorphothecaceae
Exons: 2
Coding region: 1-960 (319 amino acids)
Biological process (GO): translation
Cellular component (GO): ribosome
Molecular function (GO): structural constituent of ribosome
Source: RefSeq, a predicted model, not a curated record